GGCGGUUGGAAUUUGAAUCCUGGCUGGCCCCGGUACCUGUGGUAUUGGGCGUGGCGAGCUCGCGGCUUCAGGGGGUGCGUGCAGGGAGCCGAGAGGUUAGGGUCUCUUUCCGCGAGUGCCCAAGUCCCCCUCUGCGGGGGUACGGGGCAGGUUAUCGUUUCCAUACCGGUUCGCUCCAGCUCAGCCCUGCCCCCCAUGCCGAGCCCGGGUCCCCGGUGCCCGGUGCGUGAGCAGCGGGCCCGCUGGGAGAGGAAGCGAAGCCGCACCGCACGGGAGCUCCUGGAGACGGAGCAGCGCUACCAGGAGCAGCUGGGGCUGGUGGUGCAGUACUUUUUGUGCAUUUUGAGAGCUAAAGGGACCCUGCCACCAGCUGAACUUAAGGCUGUGUUUGGACCCUGGGAAUCCAUCCAUAGUGCCAGCCAAGAGCUGCUCCUGCAUCUGGAAGCUGGAAAUUGGGGAGUAGGCCUAGAAAGAUUCUGUCACCACUUGGAACACUACACCUGCUAUGCUGCCAAUGAGGAGCGGUCCAGGGCCACCCUCGAGAGGUGGCUAAAGAAGAAGAAUUUCAGAAAGUUUGUACAGCUUCAGGAGGGGCGCCCUGAAUUUGGGGGCCUUCGGCUAGUGGACAUACUUCCCUUACCACUGCGACGUCUCCAACAAUGUGAAAACCUGGUUGUAGCUUUGACUGAAAAUACAGGUCCUGACAGCCCUGACUAUCAACAGCUCACAAGAGCUGCUCAGAAGUUGAGUGAGGCCAUCCAACAGGUUAGUGCUAUCGGUCAAGAACAGGAGAACUGCCGGCAGCUCCAUCGGAUUCAAGCUUUACUCAGUGGCCGUAGGGCUAAAGGUCUGACCAAAGGGCGCUGGUUCCUUCGGCAAGGCUGGCUGCUGGUGGUCCCCCCUAAGGGGGAGCCAAAGCCCCGACUGUUCUUCCUCUUCUCUGAUGCACUUUUGAUGACCAAACCGCGGUCUGUCUUACAUAUCCUGCAUGGAGGGACCUUUGCUUGCCAGGCCCUUUAUCCCAUGGCCCAAUGUCAGCUCCAAAGGAUCUUUGGUCACUCAGGGGGGCCAGGAGGUGGCCUGCUCAGUCUUUCUUUUCCUCAUGAAAAGUUGCUGCUCAUGUCCACGGACCAAGAGGCACUAUCCCGUUGGUACCACAGUCUGACAGCAGCCAUCAGGUAUGCCUUGAGUCUCCCCUGCUUCUAGGGAUUUAGUGGUGUCCUUCCCCUCAACACUCAUGUACUCUGCCUCUCUGGCUGCCAGGGCUCUCACCCAGACUG
Sarcophilus harrisii (Tasmanian devil) is the source of this 1280-nucleotide messenger RNA. It is a transcript of the gene ARHGEF39, whose product is annotated as Rho guanine nucleotide exchange factor 39. The transcript has 8 exons. Gene Ontology annotation, molecular function: guanyl-nucleotide exchange factor activity. NCBI's taxonomy places the organism in Eukaryota, Metazoa, Chordata, Mammalia, Dasyuromorphia, Dasyuridae. The coding region runs from base 196 to 1206 and encodes 336 amino acids. The record is from RefSeq and is a predicted model, not a curated record. Gene Ontology annotation, cellular component: plasma membrane. Gene Ontology annotation, biological process: positive regulation of cell migration.